UUAGUAUCUCGUAUUUUGAUUGGUGGAUGGUGUCGCCUUACAGCCAAUCACUGAACAUUUCAUUGGACUUGGAGCACAUUGCUUACAUCGGACCAACAUUGGUGUACUCAAGAGGCAGCAUGGGUGUGUUGUCCACGCUGGUGAGAGGGUUGGUCAGAGGCGCUGACAGGAUGUCUGAGUUCACCAGCAAGCGUGGAUCCAGGACUCACAAUAAAGGCAGGGGUGCCAGGCCCACUGGACUGAGGCUCUCCAGCAGGAAGUUUUUGUCCAUUCGGACCAUGAUUCCCGAGUUUGUGGUGCCUCAUUUGGAGGGAUUCAAACUCAAGCCCUACGUAUCGUAUCGUUCCCCGAAAGGAACAGAGGCUCCACUCACAGCACAGAGUUUGUUUGCUGAAGUUGUUGCCCCUCAGAUCAAGAAAGACUUUGAAGAGGGCGCUUUCAGCAAAGACCAGCUGGAGAAGUAUGGAUUCGAGUCCACGCAAGAAGGGAAACUCUUCAAGCUGUAUCCAAAGAACUAUGUGCGUUAAUGGUCUGCCCACAGUGUGAUGUUCUUACAAAGAAAUACACAAACUGGAGACUGAUGGGACACUUUCAGGAAAAUAAUCACAAAUGGGACUGUCAGCUGUUGUCAGGAUUGUUUUUCUGAUAUUUGAUUAUCUGGCAAUAUGAACUUAAAAGGUGUAAUUCAUUCUGCAGAACUGUAUAUUCAUCACUGUAAAGAUCAGAUGAACAGCUUGAGCUGACCGUUUCCAAAUUAAAUUGUCAAUGUAGAAAACAAAA
Acanthochromis polyacanthus (spiny chromis) is the source of this 780-nucleotide messenger RNA. It is a transcript of the gene mrpl41, whose product is annotated as mitochondrial ribosomal protein L41. Bases 27 to 527 code for a protein of 166 amino acids. Gene Ontology annotation, cellular component: mitochondrial large ribosomal subunit. The transcript is spliced from 2 exons. The record is from RefSeq and is a predicted model, not a curated record. Gene Ontology annotation, biological process: translation. Gene Ontology annotation, molecular function: structural constituent of ribosome. Lineage: Eukaryota; Metazoa; Chordata; Actinopteri; Pomacentridae.